Messenger RNA from Hylaeus anthracinus, 2780 nucleotides. RefSeq lists its product as uncharacterized. Gene Ontology annotation, biological process: autophagosome assembly; piecemeal microautophagy of the nucleus; autophagy of mitochondrion. The record is from RefSeq and is a predicted model, not a curated record. Gene Ontology annotation, cellular component: phagophore assembly site; cytoplasm. Gene Ontology annotation, molecular function: Atg8 activating enzyme activity; Atg12 activating enzyme activity. Bases 558 to 2432 code for a protein of 624 amino acids. The transcript has 8 exons. NCBI's taxonomy places the organism in Eukaryota, Metazoa, Arthropoda, Insecta, Hymenoptera, Colletidae.
UGUUUCGCGAUGUAUGAGAAAUUUCACAAAUUUCACAAUUCUACGAUGCAAACUAGUAUUGUUUUUCUAUCAUGCUAGUAUUUUUGUACUAUAUUGUCGUCGAUUCAAUCAUUAUCGACAAUUAACAAGUGAUCUGUAUAGGUUACUAAGAUAAGCAGACUAGUUCUGAUUUUAAAUAAAUAUAUAGUUAUGUUUUAUUAUCAUUCUACUGUCAAACAUACUUCAAUAAUUGUCAUAACAGUGUUUAUUCAAUUUCAGGUGCGCUCUGGAUUAGAAUUUUUGUCUGUCGAAAGCUUAAAAAUGUCCAAGCUUGUGAAAUUUACAAAACUUAGAUCUACUACAGAUCACACGUUUUGGGCAAAAUUUGCAGAAUUGAAAAUAGACAAAUUCAAAUUGGAUGAGAAGGCAGUAAUUAAUGUAUGGGGAAGCUAUAGUCUUCAGUCUUCGAAUGAAGACAAUACCAAUCCCUUGGUAUUGGAUUUUACAUCGUUUAAUGAGUCAUUUUUAGAGACAUAAAAACCGUUUCUCACAAUUCGUCAAUAAUUUGUUGCGGAAAGAUGAUUAAUACAAAUACUUAUGAAGCAUUUCGGCAAACCAAUCCUGGAACAUUCAUCGAUACCUUGGGAAAAGCUGUUAUGGAUAGUAUUUUAGAUGGAUCUAGUUUGCAAAUGCCAUGGAAAUUGUCGUUGUUUAUAGUAUUAGCGUAUUCAGAUUUAAAGAAAUAUAGAUUUCAUUAUUGGUUCGCUCAUCCAACUCUAUUGAAAUUACCUGAAAUCUAUUAUGAAGAACCUCCAAAGUCGAUUAACGUAGAAUUCACAGUUACUCAAGUAGAAGAUCUAUGUAAAGGUUUUCUCCAACUGGACAGUGGAUCAAAAAAUUACUUUACAAUUUUAAUAUCUAGUGAAAAUAAUAUGAGUAUCGUCGAUCUGGCAACAGGCGUAAAUAUAAUCAAGAUGUAUAAAAGCAAUGAAAAAGAAUUACAGGAAUGUAAGGACAUUUAUUUUGGAUUUUACGAUCCUUGUAUAAGCCCUGAACCAGGAUGGCCUUUACGCAAUCUUCUUUGUUUAUUAUUCUGGCAUUGUCCUACGUACUGUUUCACAAGAACUAUUAAAGUUAUAUCUAUAAGAGGAAAUAAGGCACAAAAAAGUAUUGUUUUCAAGCUUAAAGUUCAGGAACACGAAAAUAAUAAAAUAAUUAGAGAUAAUUUAUUUGAAAGUCAGUUAGUAGGUUGGGAGAAUAAUGCAAAUGGUAAACUAGGUCCAAACAUAGCUGAUUUAUCGGAUACAAUGGAUCCAGCAAGGUUAUCAGACAGAGCCAUCAAUUUAAACUUGAAGUUAAUGAAGUGGCGUCUCGUUCCAAAUCUAGAUUUAGAAAAAGUUAGUAAUCUUAGAUGUCUUCUACUGGGUGCUGGAACUUUGGGUUGUUCCGUAGCAAGGGUACUUCUAGGUUGGGGAGUGAAUAACAUAACUUUUGUUGAUAGUUCUAAUGUUUCUCACAGUAACACUGUAAGACAAAGUUUAUAUUGUCAUCAGGACGCUGUAGAACAUAAGUAUAAAGCUUAUGCAGCUAGAGAUGCGCUACUUAAUAUAAGACCAAACAUAAAUGCAGAGGGUGUGGUUCUACAUAUUCCGAUGCCUGGACACGUUGUUGGUAAAAGUAUGAUGGAGUCGAUGAAACAGUCACUGAAAAAAUUGGAAGAACUCAUUCAAAAUACUGACGUCGUCUUCUUUCUUUUGGAUUCUCGGGAAGCUAGAUGGUUGCCUACUGUAUUAUGCGCGGCAAUGAAUAAGAUUGCUAUUAACGCUGCUUUAGGUUUCGACUCGUUUACUGUACAGAGGCACGGUACUCGCAAUUCGUCUAUUCCAUCUUCUCCAGAUUUAGAUAUAAAAAACCCUUCUGGUUCGGAUUUGGGUUGCUAUUUUUGUAACGAUGUAACACAGCCUGGAAAUUCUCAAACUGAUAGAACGCUAGAUCAACAAUGUACUGUUAGCAGGCCAGGCUUGUCGCAAAUUGCUGCAGGAUUAGCCGUCGAAUUGUUGAUAGCUUUGUUACAACAUCCUCAAAGUAUCGAGGCAGGAGCGUUAAUGGGUAACAACAGAGACAAUAUGAGCUCGAAUGACACCGAAUUGGUUGGUUUGUUGGGAGGUGUGCCACAUACGAUACGCGGAUCUCUGUGGAAUUAUGAUAUGCAGUUAACGAUAACACACAGAUUUACAUCCUGCACGGCAUGUUCUGUACCUAUCAUCACAGAAUAUAAAAAUCGUGGUUUAUCAUUUGUACUUGAUGCGUGUAACAUUCCAAACUAUUUAGAAAAAUUAUCGGGAUUAGAGGAAAUACUUAAAAGGCCCGAUUUAGACGAGCUUUGUUAUACCUUGGAUAACUUGAGCGACGGCGAGGAUGACAACGGCGAACAAUUAAAUGUUAUAUCUUAAAAACUCAUCUAUGCGUCCACGCACUUUUAAUUCAAAUGAAAAUGUCUUAGUUACAUAUAGAAUUGAGACGAACUCUAUGUGAUGAAUAAUUGCAUAAUUGUAUUCGAUAAUGUCAGUAUUCAAGGAUCUGUAUAAUUGAAUUUUAAGAGUGCAAUGCUAUAUUUGUGACGUAUAACCUUGGAAUUGUGAACUGGUAUAGACACGACGUAUAAAUAAAAUUUUUAUACAAAUCGCAGUAUAUAAGAACACGAUACAUAAUGUAAGAAACUGUAAUAAGUUUUUCAAUCUUCUCUUUUAUUGAUCAAAUAGAGGAAACAUAGAGAAAUAAACAAUGAAUAAACCAUUGAA